Molecule: messenger RNA, 1344 nt
Organism: Talaromyces atroroseus
Lineage: Eukaryota; Fungi; Ascomycota; Eurotiomycetes; Eurotiales; Trichocomaceae
Exons: 4
Coding region: 1-1344 (447 amino acids)
Molecular function (GO): metal ion binding
Source: RefSeq, a predicted model, not a curated record
AUGAUAUCGGGCAUACACGCACAAGCGCUUUUUAAGCGCUAUGAGCAAUUGAAGCUCAUCGAAUUAAGCAAAAAUGAUCUUAUUGAAGAUUUAUUGCGACGAGUGAGCGAACUCGAAGACGCUUAUCAUCAGACUAAAAUCGAACAUGAGCGCGAGAUACGUUUCAACCGAGACAUACAGCUGCAUGAAAUUGAACUGAUGGAGCAGAUUAAACGGAUCAAGAAGAUAAUGGACCGUGAGCCCUUCGUUAUUGUGCUUCUGGACGGCGAUAAAACCUUGUUUCUUGAUCAGUAUAUUCGUGCUGGUGAGCAAGGUGGUAAAGACGCUGCGAAUAGGCUGGCCGCCGACAUGGACGAAUACAUUUCGGAAAACUUACCCAAUGUCGCCUCACCAAAGACGGUUGUUCAUAUUUAUGCAAAUUUGAAAGCCCUGGGUAAUAUGUAUCAUCAGGCCGGCAUAAUCGAUAAGCCAUCAGCGAUAGAUGAUUUCGUGCGAGGCUUUAAUGAGAGCGGCUUGCUCUUUGAUUUUAUCGAUGUCGGACAAGGCAAAAAUACUGCAGACGAUAAGAUUACAGGAUGCUCUCAUGACAACAGUUAUACCCGACUUUUGCAAGAGACGAUGGAAGAUAUUGAACUUACAGGUCGGAUAUCUCUGAUUGAAGGCAUCCCUUUCGACAAGGAGCUGGAUAAUAUAAAGGACACUUUCCGCAUUACCCGGUUUUCAGAUGUCUUCCGCGGCACUAAGAUAUCGGCAAGCCCAAUCACAUCGGCGAAGACACCAGUUAAGAAUGCGAUGCUCUCGCCCCAUCCGCGAUCUGCCUCGUUGACACGCACAUCCACCAACACCUCGACUAGCUCUGCCACUCCGACGUCUUGGUCAUCCUGGGCUUCGAUAACUGCAUCUAAUCCUGGCGAUGUGGCUCUGCAAGCCUUGAAGCCUGCUAACACCUCAGUGGCUCCAAAAACGCCUGUCGUGGAACGAAAUAAGCUUGGCCAGAGAAUCGAUCGCAUGGACUUUAAAAGCAUCUCCAAGGAGGAGUUAAGCCGCAUCAAGAAGAUGAAACUCUGCAAUCUCUUCUAUCUACUUGGAGAAUGUCCAAAUACGAAUUGCUAUCACGAUCAUGAUUACAAACUUUCGAAAGAGGAAAAAGACGUUCUGCGCGCUGUCGCUCGUAUGACACCAUGCCACUUUGGAAUGACAUGCGAUGACCCCAAAUGCAUCUACGGACAUCGUUGCCCGCAGAGCGAGGUUGGUAAGAAAGAAUGCCACUGGGGUAGCAGCUGUCGCUUUGAACCUGCACAGCAUGGAAUUGACCUUGCAAUUGUGAAAGUCACCAAGAUUUAA